Messenger RNA from Abrus precatorius (Indian licorice), 1015 nucleotides. Its product is annotated as auxin-responsive protein IAA28. Bases 90 to 782 code for a protein of 230 amino acids. Gene Ontology annotation, molecular function: protein binding. Gene Ontology annotation, biological process: regulation of DNA-templated transcription. NCBI's taxonomy places the organism in Eukaryota, Viridiplantae, Streptophyta, Magnoliopsida, Fabales, Fabaceae. Gene Ontology annotation, cellular component: nucleus. The record is from RefSeq and is a predicted model, not a curated record. The transcript has 4 exons.
GAAAGCUAGUUUAUAUCUAACUUCGAAACUUUCACAAUAUACAUAUUCUCCUUUGUCUAUUGAAUAUCUUAAUUAGCUUCUUGCACUACAUGGAGCUUCAGUUAGGCCUGGCCCUCCCCACUCACAACAAUCCCAUUGAGGGGUUCGACCUUAACAACCCUGGUUUAAUAAAGUCAAAACAGAUAGUGAGUUUAGACUUAUGGAGACCCAGUUGCGGUCCUGAAGGCAAAAAUCAUGUCAAAAACAAACGCAGCUUUGAUGAGUCCUUUGGACAUUUUUUGAAACCUUUGCCUUUGCUAGUUUGGAGUGGACAGCCAAACGAGGAAGAUGACCGAAGUGAAAAGAUGCAAAGAAACAUUCACACAACAAACAAGAACAACGAAGAAAAUCAUUUGGUGGGGUGGCCACCAAUUAAAUCAUGGAGGAGGAAAGAACUCCAUCACGAGCAGCCUGCAAGAGGCCAAAUCAGGAACGAUAGGAUGCAAGCUAAUGAGAAUCGAAGUGUAGGAUCGAACUCUUUGUAUGUCAAGGUUAACAUGGAAGGGGUAGCCAUAGGAAGGAAAAUCAAUUUGAGGCUUUACGACUCUUACCAAACACUAACAAGCACAUUGAUUAGCAUGUUUGCUAAGUACCAAAAAUUUGAGGAAGCUGGAGAAAGUUAUAAAGUCACCUUUCAAAACGAACAAGGGGAUUGGCUGCUAGUUGGACAUGUUCCAUGGCAGUCCUUCAUCGGUACGGUGCGGCGUUUGGUGAUGGUGAGGAAUGGAAAUGAAGCUACUUGACAGUUUACAAUUUGUAUUUUGAUGCUGUUUAUGGUGCUCGGUUCGGUAAAAAGUAUUUGCUUGAAUAGGUUGAGCAAAAGCAAAGUAUGAAAAUUCAGAUUACAAAUUACUUGCUUCAGCUUUGAUUCUUUAAUAAUUUUGUAUUUGUUUCAAUCACAAGUAACCUGAUCGAACUUUCAAAUUUCAACAUCUGCCAAAUAAUCUUUCUAUUUUAUGUAAAAUGGCACGAAUGU